AUGGCGGCGAAAUCCGCCCGGCAGGUGCCGAAAGGCUCCCUUCCUUCUGCAUCGACGCAACCCUCUCCCCACCCGCUCCGGAAAGGCAGCGCCCGGCAGGCCUCUCUUCGCUCCUUACGCGACCCGCUGCCCAAGCACCCCUCUUCUUUCCCACGAAGGAAAGAAAUCACUGUAGGAGAUGUUGCCAAUCUCCGCCAGCUUUCUGAUUGUUUUCCUCAGCGCCUGCUGUGUGCCGGGCGCCGUGCGAGGCGCGGAGUAGGCACCGCGAGCGAACCGGGCAGCUGCGGCCUGCUGGUCGUUGGUCCCAACCGCGCGACAACGCAGUCGCCGGUGUUACACUCCGCGGAGCCGCCGGGGCUCCAGGCCGGGAGGGGGCGGCCGCGGCGCGUCCAGCAGUUCUCCCUGCACAAUUCUAAUGGAUUGUUGAUUGAGAUUGUAGGGGCCUGGAACCGAGGUGUCAGCAGUAAUUUAAAGAAGGCAUUCAGCCUUCCAGCGCCUCUUUUCUCCAUUUCCCCCUCUCACCCCUCCCACCCUCCCUCAUUUACGCCUUCAAGCAGUACGGGGGCGGAGAAGGCUUUUAAAAUAAAACACAAAACAAGGUCUUACGCUCGGGCGAUAGCCGAGGGAGCCGGAGCGCGGAUGGGUUUGGAGCAGGCGCCGGUACAGCCCGCCGCGGCCAGGGAUCACGCGCCCUUCCUGCCGCACCUGAGCAUUUUCAGGUUUCGCCUAAGGUCCCGGGCCGCCGGGCGCGCGGCGAGGUCCUGGCGCCCUCUGGCGGGGUCCGCGUACAAGCCCCCUGCCCGGCCCGUCAGCCGCAGACACCGCGUUGGGCUGGGCGUCGCUUCGCAGUCCCUCCCGGGACCGGCUCUGGGGCCUUCCCCUGCGGCUCCGGUUUCGAACGCAGAAGAGCUUAAUGAAAAAGAAGUGAAACGUCUUAUUGCUGAAGCAAAGGAAAAAUUACAAGAAAAAGGUGGCAGUGAUGAAGAGGAGACAGGCGAUCCUUCAGAAGAUGGCAUGCAGCAUGUCUGUACCCAGGCCCGACUUCGGGAGCCCCUGGAGGAUGGUGACCCAGAGGAUGACAGGACGCUGGAUGAUGAUGAGCUGGCUGAGUAUGACUUAGAUAAAUAUAAUGAAGAAGGUGACCCAGAUACUGAAACUCUUGGUGAAUUUCUUUUGGGUCUUACAGUCUAUGGGAGUAAUGAUCAAGAUCCUUAUGUUACUCUGAAAGAUAUGGAGCAGUACGAACGUGAAGUUUUCUUGAUUAAGCCCAAUGACAUUCUCAUAGUUUGUGGCAGAGCCGAACAGGACCAAUGCAAUUUAGAGGUACAUGUUUAUAACCAAUAAGAAGAUUCUUUUUAUGUCCACCAUGAUAUCCUGUUGUCUGCAUACCCUUUGAGUGUUGAAUGGCUGAAUUUUGAUCCUAGCCCAGAUGAUUCAACUGGAAAUUACAUUGCUGUGGGAAACAUGACCCCCGUCAUUGAAGUGUGGGAUUUCGAUAUAGUGGAAUCUUUAGAGCCAGUCUUUACACUUAGAAAUAAGCUAUCAAAAAAGAAGAAAAAGAAAGGAAAGAUGAAUUCCUCAGCAGAUGGUCAUACCAUUGCUGUCCUUGACCUUUCUUGGAAUAAGCUGAUCAGAAAUGUGCCAGCCAGUGCAUCAGCUAACACUGUUAUUCUGUGGGAUACGUCCUUGGGGAAACCAGCAGCCAGCCUUGCCAUACAUACAGACAAGAUCCAGACUCUCCAGUUUCAUCCAUUUGAAGCACAGACUCUGAUUUCUGGAUCAUGUGAUAAGUCAGUGGCUUUGUAUGACUGCCGAGGUCCAGAGGAAAGCCAUCAACUGUGGCGAUUCAGUGGGCAGAUGAGAGUGACUUGGAAUCACUUUUCACCUUGUCAUUUUUUGGCCAGUACAAAUGAUGGUUUUGUAUAUGAUUUGGAUGCAUGCUCAGAUAAGCCAAUUUUUACACUUAAUGCACACAAUGAUGAAAUUUCUCGUCUUGAUCUAAGCAGUCAAAUCAAGGGCUGUCUUGUGACUGCAUCAGCAGACAAGUAUCUUAUCGCUCUGUGCAUCCAUUCUUUCCCUGAGUUCUUGGAUCAUCGUUAUGAUCACUACUCUGAACUCUUCCUCAGGUAG
This is a messenger RNA of Globicephala melas (long-finned pilot whale), 2130 nucleotides long. The record is from RefSeq and is a predicted model, not a curated record. Lineage: Eukaryota; Metazoa; Chordata; Mammalia; Artiodactyla; Delphinidae.